UGGUCGCCUGGGACCCGGGGGCGGGAGGUGGGGGUAAGGUGUGUGUGGCCAGUCUCGGGCUGCAGGAGAAGGGGAGGAUUGGCGAGGAGAGACAGGAGACUGGGGCGGAGCCAAGGCCGUGCUCAGAGCGGGACAUGGAGGAACGUGGAUCUCCCGACGGAGACCCUGCACGGAGCCUGGAGCAAGGGCCAGAGGGGCAGGAAACGCCCAUCCAAGUGGUGCUCAGGGUGCGCCCCAUGAGCAAGGCUGAGCUGCGUCGAGGGGAGCAGAGCGCACUGCACUGCUCGGGGACCCGCACUUUGCAGGUGAGCCCCCCGGGCGGCGGCCCCGACGUGGCGUUCCGCUUCGGCGCCGUGCUGGACGGGGCGCGCACGCAGGAGGACGUGUUCCGGGCGUGCGGCGUGCGGCGCCUGGGCGAGCUGGCCCUGCGCGGCUUCUCCUGCACCGUCUUCACUUUCGGCCAGACCGGCUCCGGGAAGACCUACACGCUGACCGGACCUCCUCCCCAGGGGGAGGGGGUGCCUGUGCCCCCCAGCUUGGCUGGCAUCAUGCAGAGGACCUUCGCCUGGCUGUUGGACCGCGUGCAGCACCUGGGUGCCCAGGUCACCCUGCGCGCCUCCUACCUGGAGAUCUACAAUGAGCAGGUUCGGGACUUGCUGAGUGCCGGGUCUCCCCGGCCCCUCCCUGUUCGCUGGAACAAGACUCGGGGCUUCUAUGUGGAGCAGCUGCGGGUGGUGGAAAUUGGGGGUCUGGAGGCCCUGAUGGAACUUCUGCAGAUGGGUCUCAGCAGGAGGAGGAGCUCUGCUCACACUCUCAACCAGGCCUCCAGCCGCAGCCAUGCACUGCUCACGCUGUACAUCAGCCGCCCCAGGCCGCAGAAGAAGUCUCCUUCGGACCCAGGGGAGUUCCCUGCUGCUGGGAAGCUGUGCUUUGUGGACCUGGCUGGCAGUGAGAAGGUGGCGACCACAGGAUCCCGUGGGGAGCUGAUGCUUGAGGCCAACAGCAUCAACCGCAGCCUGCUGGCCCUGAGUCACUGCAUCUCCUUGCUGCUGGAUCCACAGCGGAAGCAGAACCACAUCCCUUUCCGGGACAGCAAGCUCACCAAGUUGCUGGCAGACUCACUAGGGGGUCGGGGAGUCACCCUCAUGGUGGCCUGCGUGUCCCCCUCUGCCCAGUGCCUUCCUGAGACUCUCAGCACCCUACGAUAUGCAAGCCGGGCUCAGCGAGUCACCACUCGGCCACAGGUUCCCAAGCCCCCACGUCUGGAAUCCGAAAUGCUGCAGCUCCAGGAGGAGAACCGCCUGCAGCGCUGCCAGGUGGACCGAAUGGAGCCCAGUGCCCCCGGGCUCCAUGGGGCGCGGGCCUCCUGGGCCCAGCGGAACCUCUAUGGGAUGCUUCAGGAGUUCAUGCUGGAGAACGAGAGGCUCAGGAAGGAAAUGAAUCAGCUGCAGAGGAGCCGGGACCUGGCCUUGCGUGAGCAGCAGGUCCUCACCCAGCAGGUCCAGGAGCUGGAGAGGCGCCUCCUCUCUGCCUGCUCCAUUUGUCCCGGCCCUGCUGUCACCACACCGUGGCCCUGCUUGAUGCUGCCAGCUGCCCCCUGCCACGCCUUGCCACCUCUCUGCUCCUGGCCAUGCUGCCACCUCUGCCCCCUGUGCCAGUCACCCCUGGCCCACUGGGCAUGUCCGCAGAGGGAGGGCCACCUGCCACAGAUGCUGGACCCCAAGGCCCCAGGUGACAUGCCUCUCUCUGCCCGGCCCCCUCCCUGGGCACCUCCAUGCAGCCCUGGCUCUGCCAAAUGCCCCACAGAAAGGAACCAUGGCAGCUGGACACAGACCGCAGUGUUGGCAGAGAUGCUGACUGGGGAAGAGGUGGUCCCCUCAGCUCCCCCUCUGCCUGUGGGGCCCCCUAACACGCCACCUGUGCUGCGAGGUGGGGCUGGAGUUGCAAACUUGGCCCAGAGGCUGGAGGCCCUCAGACACCAGAUUGGCAGCUCCCUGCGAUGUGGCCAGAGCCAGCCACCACCCGGAGAGGGCUCUGGGAACCCGGACCACAUCCUUCCUCCCCACUGAAGCCACAGUGGGACCCAAGGCUGCGCAUGCCCUGGGCCAGCUCUGUGCUCUCGAGUUCUUUCUCCCAACGUGUGGAGGGACUGGCCACCACCACUGGCCCUGAGCUGGGCAGAGGACACAUCUGAGGUGGGAGCCCUGGGUUUGGGCUAUUCAGGGAGAAAGGGCCAGCCUUCCCCAGCCUGGAGAAAACAGGCAGUGGGUAACAGAAUGCGUGAAUAAAGACAGGUGUUAACUCCAA
This is a messenger RNA of Cavia porcellus (domestic guinea pig), 2307 nucleotides long. RefSeq names its product kinesin family member 12 (gene Kif12). The transcript is spliced from 19 exons. Bases 135 to 2069 code for a protein of 644 amino acids. Gene Ontology annotation, biological process: mitotic spindle organization; microtubule-based movement; spindle elongation. Gene Ontology annotation, cellular component: microtubule associated complex. NCBI's taxonomy places the organism in Eukaryota, Metazoa, Chordata, Mammalia, Rodentia, Caviidae. The record is from RefSeq and is a predicted model, not a curated record. Gene Ontology annotation, molecular function: microtubule motor activity; microtubule binding; ATP binding.